Psylliodes chrysocephalus is the source of this 2401-nucleotide messenger RNA. NCBI's taxonomy places the organism in Eukaryota, Metazoa, Arthropoda, Insecta, Coleoptera, Chrysomelidae. The record is from the annotation of a GenBank genome assembly.
UAUAAAUCCGGCGAAAAUCAGAACAUUAAUCGGCGAGAGGCGCUAGAAGCAGCAGGUCCUUUGCUGCAUAGGGCUGGGCGGCGCAUCUCGAAUAUAUACCGACGCCGACGCAACAACUUGAAGCGCCGUCGUCGACCCACAAAAGCUGCGGACGAAUAUCAUAGUGCGGUGAACUGAACCGAAGAGCAGACACGCUGUCCUGCUACUUACCGGCUACCCAAACGCACGUUCCGAUUCGUACGAACAAAACGAAAAUAACCCGCAGUACAUCGACACGACUCGCGACUCUGUUUACUUCCGCGUAUCCGGAAUUCGACCGAACAAAACUUUUUUUAGUGAGUUAAUAGUGACUUUGAAUCGCCUCGGCAUGAUGUUGUGCUUCGAUAAACGUUUAUUUUCGAGAUGACGAGGAAUGGCCACGUUCGCCCUGUUAGUUUUUUCCGUGGCGCUGGCCCUCGCAGCUCCGGAUUGGACAGACUGCCCUAGUCCGUGCCGUUGCACUUGGAGUUCCGGCAAAAAAACCGCGCUAUGCAAAAAAGCCGGUUUCACAGGAAUACCCGGUACUUUAGACGAAGGCAUGCAGGUUCUAGACCUUUCGGGAAACUUGAUUACCAAAUUACCCAAAGCCGCAUUUAAAUCCGUCGGUCUAAUUAAUCUACAAAGAAUAUACUUAUCACGCGCCGGGCUUACAGAAAUUCAUCGAGAUUCGUUUAAGGAUCUUAUUAUUCUAGUAGAAAUAGAUUUAUCGGAUAACGAGAUAACUUCCUUGCAUCCUGAUACCUUUCAUGGGAACGAAAGAUUACGAAUACUAUACCUAAACGGCAAUCCACUUAAACAACUUAUUAAAUCUCAAUUUCCUACAUUACCUCAUCUCAGAACGUUAGAACUGGAGGGUUGCCACUUAGAAGUUAUAAACAAAGAAGCCUUUAUACAUCUCACUGCUCUAGAAACUCUCAAUUUAAAAUAUAAUCAACUGCAAAAUCUUUCCGAAGCUACAUUCAUGAAUUUUGCUCAUUUAAAAACCCUCGCCCUAGAUGGAAAUCCUUGGAGCUGCGACUGUAAAUUGCGAGGAUUCAGAGAUUGGUUUUUAGCCAGUAAACUUCACUCAAUUUCUUUAAUAUGCUCAGAACCUCCAACGUUAAGCGAAAGGCUAUGGGAAGAAGUUCCUUCCGAAGAAUUCGCGUGUCCACCCGAAGUCUUCGCAUAUCCUCAACAACAAGUACAAGCUGAAGCUGGAGGGAACGUAAGCUUCGGUUGUCAUAUCCUAGGCGAUCCCGAACCUCAGGUUUCUUGGCUCUACGAAGGUAACCCGAUCAAUCACACCUGGUUGGUUGUAGAAGCGGAAGAAGGACUUUUGGACAAAUGGGCCAAUAUAAGUAUUUACAACGUAAGUGAUACAGACGUUGGUAGAUACACCUGCGUGGCGAAAAACAUUUUAGACUCGAACUCUGUAAAUGUAAGUUUAGUGCUUCCGGAAGUGGUUACAGCGACGACUCUGAGUAAAUCAGACACCAAAAUCGUGUGGUGGGGUUUAGUGAUAGUGACGAUAACGGUGGGAUUUUCCGCUGUAAUAACAGUGAUAGCAGUGUGUUGUGUUAGGAACAGAAACUCUGGACAAAGGAGACAUUUAAAAUCUAGCGUCAGCUUUACCGACCAAGAAAAAAAGCUGCUUGAUGUUAGUAUAGCUACAACGACUGAUCGCGGCACUGAAAGUUGCGAGGCACUAGGUCCUGAGCAAUUAAAUUUGAUGGAUCCUCCAGUGCAUAUUACGAUAGAAAGGGAGCCACCGUUACCUCCUUUAGCGGUGUAUCCUCCACCUCCUGAAUUUUCUAGCAGCACUCUUCCUGCUGGAGCUUACGGGAAUAUUUUUAUUUCGGUUUCAGUGAGUAGAGAUCCUUCUGUAGAUGUUUCUAGGUGUCCAGAUCUGUUGGAUCUACCCCAUAGGCCGAAGCCCAUCUACCAUGGUAUGGCCACGUUACCGAGGAGGCCGUACGCCAUACCACAUUACGACAACAUGGGACCUAGAGUGACGGCAGGUGGAAGUUCUACGUUGUCGCUUCCUGAUGCUUCGGCUGGCAUUGUAACCGCACCUGUAGUGACUGAGUUGCUCCCUCCCCCGCCGCCCCAAUGCGUUCCGCUCACCCCGGAGUUCGUCUCUCUCUAACCUCCCUGUGGUUAAAUCUUCAAUUAGUGCCUUUGCUCACAUCAAUAUGUUAAUUUGUAACUCUAUAUUUAUCAGCAGGAUGUUGUCACUAAGGUAAUUAAUUAUGUUGAAUUAUUAAUUUUUUAAAAAUGUGAAAACGUAAUAGCAUUUAUGUCAAUUAAAUUAAUGUACUUGUAUUAUAAAUGUCUCGAUCAAAUAAAUAUGCCAUUUUCUCAGCAAACAUGGCCGUAUCUGUGA